GACGAAGAAGCAAGCAUGGGAAUUGAAUAUUGAAAGAGCGAGCCGAAGUAGCGCCGUAUGGCGGUCUCGGUAGAGGAGGUGAGGAGACUUGACGGAGGCUCUCCUCCUGCGAAGGACGUCACUGCUCGACUGGUAGCCAAGGCGGCGGCGGUCUUCGGUCUACCGAACCUAGUGCUCGCCUCUGCUGGUCCUUCUCGAAGGAGGGGAAGCGAGGAUCAAGAGAGCAUAUUGUGGGAAUGCGAGUCUCGCUGCAGCUGCACGCCCAUCGCCUGCAUUUCUGCAAGCAGCGACCGAGGUACGGAGAGAGGGGGAGAAGGAAAAGUGCCGAAAACUCCUGCCGUUCUGGACUACCCAGCCACCACCACUGCUGGGAACGAUGAAUCCGCUGAAGAGGAUAGGCUUGCCGCGGUAGAAGACAACUGCUGGAGAUUUCUAUCAACUGACAAUAAUUUGAGCUACACCGAAAUGAAAUCUCAAGCCCAGUCUCAAGAGGCAUCGAUUGUUGAUUCCAGAGCAUCAUCAAAAGAGAGUAGAAAUUUAGCCAAGCAUGCUGAAAGACGUAACACCUAGUGCGACAAUAUCGUCCGCAGAAUCAGGUGAGGGAAUGUCAGUGAAAGAAUCAGACAAACCAGUAGAGAACCCACCUCUGAAGGAAGAUAAUACUGAACAACAAGUUGAGAGGCAAGUAAAGACAGAGGGAAGCCCCCAGGCAGAGAGAACCGGUGCACUCUCGCAGCCGGAAACAUCGGUAGCUCACCGGAGAAGACGAGCGAUAGCAGAUUUCGAGAAGGAGUGGACGUUUAGGCCUCGGUUGAACCUCACCAGUCUCCAGCUGGCGUCACGCUGCGGCCGCUCCAGUGUGCCCGUCUCCCACAGACUCUACCAGAGAAAGACGCUCAGCGUUCCUCAACUGCAAGAAGAGUUUACCUUUGCCCCCAAGUUGAACGCAGCGUCACUUCGUCUUGCACAGGAGAGAGCUGACCGACUACCCGAGGUCAGUCUUAGUGGUACAGUGGGUGUAGUAUGUAG
This is a messenger RNA of Geodia barretti, 1029 nucleotides long. NCBI's taxonomy places the organism in Eukaryota, Metazoa, Porifera, Demospongiae, Tetractinellida, Geodiidae. The record is from the annotation of a GenBank genome assembly.